UAAAGCAGGCUCUGGCCCUUUAAGGGUUAUGUAGCAGGGCCAGCCGAUGUAGGACGAGCCGACCGUGCGUCUGCCUGCCUGCGCUCCCCCGCUGCCAUCCCCAUCAUGGCCUCCACACAGCCGCCACCGACACCACCGAGGAUGCACCGUCCAGCCAGCGGCCCUUCCCUUCCCGGAGCGGAGACGGACGUCAAGCCGAAGCAGAGGCACCGGUAGAGGCGAGCCGCGCCGGGGAGAGCCGCCUCACAUCCCCCAUGCCACCCCGGUCUCCUCCAUGCCUUCGUCUAAAGCCAAGUACAGCUAUUCGAUAAAGAGGGGUGCGAACCCGGGCGGCGGCGGCGGCGGCGGCAGCGGCGGAGACAUGACAACGAACCGGGAUUAUUCCGUUAAUCUGUCGGUGCAGCAAGUGCUCAGCCUUUGGGUGCAAGGCACGACGCUGCAGCACUUCACAGAGAUGUGGUACUGGGUGUUCCUGUGGUGUCUCUUCUCCUCGCUCUUUGUCCACGGGGCGGUGGGGCUGCUCAUGUUGGUCAUGCUGCAGCGCCACAAGAGGGGCCGCCUCAUCACCCUGGUGCUGGUCAGCGUGGGUUUCCUGGCCUCCCUCUCCGGAGGCGUCAUCACCAGCGCAGCGGUGGCGGGGGUGUACCGCGUGGCUGGGAAGGACAUGGCACCGCUGGAGGCUCUGGUGUUCGGCGUAGGCCAGACCACCCUCUCCGUCGUCAUAUCCUUCUCACGCGUCCUGGCCACUCUGUGAGCCCCUCGACGAGCCGGAGGACGAGACGCCGAGAUGAGAGCGAGGGGAAUCGAGCCAGAGACUUUUAGGUGCUCGCCGUGGCCGGGUUUGCAGAUGGUAGAGAGGAGGCAGAAGUUGCUCUGGACCUUUUUUUGGGGGGGGGGGCUGUCGGCAGGAGAGAGCGCCCCCCAGUGUCUCUGCUCCGUUACUGCCACAAUCACACUGCAGUUCGGAGGGAACUCAAUGCAGGCCGGUCGUCUUCGUGCCGGAGAGCAGCACCAGGCGGUGACGGCGCCAUCCUCAGCUUUCUGGACUUGAAAGCCAUGUUUCGGGUGUUUCCAGAGUUACAUCACUAAUAUGUGCCAACAGCCUUCUCUGGGACAUCCAGAUGCCUUUGUGGCCACUGACUCUUGAAGGCUUUCCGUUGCACUUGUUGGGGAGGGAGGGUAAAAUAAAACCCUGUAACGAUGAUCUGAUGAUCUCCUUUGGAUGAUCACAGCGUGAGAACAAAAGUUUGAGCAGUGAGAGGUGUUUUAGGGAGUGACAACCCAACAGUGUUCAUCAGCAAAAACACCAUUUUUUCUUCAGUGUUAAACAUCAGCCUCACCUCCUCGGGCUUCACGGCGCUCAAAUACAGAUUGUCAUGAUCAUUCCUUUUCCUUAAAAUGGUUGAAAACGCUGCACCGUCCAACUCACGAGCAAGAUGCAGCUUUGAAUUUUGCACUUUGUAAAUGUUGGAGGUGUGAAAUCAGUCAGACGUGGAGGAGAAAACCAGCAUCAGCACUACGCUUGAAAUAUCGAUUCUUCGAGUGCCAACGAAAACUCCAAUCGGAGUUAAAGAAAUAUUUUGACACACUGGGAAGUAUGUUUAUUUUGUGAUGUCUUGCUUGAAAGUUAGAUGAGAAAAAGUCACUCACGUCUUUAUGGGACGCUACACGGAGACAGUUAGCUUAGCUUAGCAUAAAGACUGGUACCGGGGGGAAACAGCUAGCCCUGGCUCCGUCAGACGCUCACAAAAUCUGCCUACCAGCAGCUCUAAAGCUCAAUCAUUGACACAUUAUAAAGACCUGUUGUCUAGAAAUUACAUUUUAAAUUACACAGUCCAGAGUUCAGGUUGAGGUUAGAGAUCACUGAUGACUCAAAACUAAUUAAAUAUGUUAGUGAACAUUUCACUGAUAUGUUCAACAUUUUUGCACCUUGCCGACAUUUCCUUAUUAUGUCGGUAGAAAAUGUAAUUUAAAGGUAAAGGAGACAGGACUGCGUUAUGAAUCUUGUUUAAUCUAAAAGUGAUAUUUUGCACAUUUUUUACAGGGCGGUUUAUGUACUCGCUUACUUCAGGGAGUGAAGAGCAGUUAAGAAAAGAAUAAUCUGCCACAUAAAACCUCGUAAAAACAGUGUCGUUUUCACACUUGAUGUUAAACAAAUGAGAUAUAAUCAGUGGUGCAGUGGUCCCUGGAGGAGUGGGUAUACUCUUAACUUUGCCUGCAAAUUUCUUUUUUUUUUAAGCGGCACAUGAAGCAAGAAUAAACAGCCGGUGUCAUCCGACUGCUACUGCCAGUAUUUACACUAUAGGGUGAGACAAACACAUAACUAUACAUUUAGAGUGACAUAUUACCAACCUUUACUCCAUCCUGUCAAGAAAAUUGGACAAAACUAUCUAACGCCUUUGCCAUCCUAGGAAAUAAGUGGUUAUACUCUAUUUACUCUACCCUCCACUACACCACUGAAUAUAAUGUGUUAAUCACAGUGAGUGAGACAGAGCCAGGCGAGCUGUUUCCCCCUGGUUCCAGGCUUUGUGCUCAGCUAGGCUAACUGCAUACCAGCUUCAUAUUUAUGUAUCAAUAUUCUCAUGUAACUCUCGGCAAGAGAAGAGGAAACUCAGACAGAGAAAGGCCUGGACAAGCUGUGGUAUUCAGGUUUUAAGGAAAGAUGUAUCGGUUGUAAAAAAAGGGUUGUUUUGCUGCUUGAGAGUCAGCUCUGGCAUAUUUUCAGACAAACUAUCCCGUGUCUGUGAGUCCUGGUGCAGAUUUUCUGUAUUACCAUCGUCUGCACAGCAUUAAUUCCCCCUAGUGGAACGCCAUCUCUCCCCGGAGAAGAAGGUCAGCCACAUUCUGCUGCUCAGACGGCCAUUUUUCUAUGGCUCCCUCCUUUUAUUUAUUUGUUUUUGUUUAUCGACCCAUGUUCCUUAAGUUUGAACUUUGCAUAUUGCACUGAUAUUAAUCUGCCUUGUUUUAGCACAGUGUGCGAUGAAACUACUCUGGUGUGACCCGAUCCAGUAUUCACAGAAGUCAGUGAUGUCAGACGCAAACUGUAGAAGAUCGUCUGUGAGGAAAUGUGCUCGAAGCUACUGUAUUUACUUGGACUCAGUGUUGAUCGCAGACAGUAGUAAAGAAUAGAGAGAUACACUGAUUUAUGUGAGUUUAAUGCUCAUCAGUUGGCCCAUAAAUCCUCCCAGGAUUGAAACAGAUUGUCUUGUGCACAGCUCUAAAUCCAGGGUGAGAGGAGAUAGGUUGUAAUGCCAAAGUAUCACUCGCAUUCUAGCUUUAUUUAUCACAUUUGUCUCUUUUAAUUGAUAUCACAGCCAUGAUUUAUUCGUUUUUUUAGAAACAUUUGCACAUUGGCUCGGGUAUCCAGAUUUGGGAGGAACAAAAAAAAACCCCAAUUGAUAUGAAUUUGACAAAAAAAAGUAAUUAAUGUUUGUGUAAAGUGUGUGUGUGUGUGGUUUCGUAGCUCUUAAAAGGUAAACGCUGUGUAUUUAUAGGAGUUAUGUAAUUGACACAACUCACCUUCAGUACCAGCUCAGCACACAAGAGGGCGAUAUUGCACAGAGAUGAAGUGGCAGCAGGAGCCUGAAUGCCUGAAAGAUGAUUGUGGAUUUUAAAAUGAUGAAAGUGAUACAGCGCUAUGUUAACCACCAUAACCACUGAAUACUCUGCACAUCGUCCAUACUACCUGUUUGAAUGUUUUAGCUCUAUUUCAGGGACCAAAAUGUGAGUUGCUGCUGAUGACUCACCUGCUGUCAUAGCAAUGAUAUCUCUGUGUUCAUGGGGCAGUUUCUGCAUGUUUGUGUGUGUAUGUGCGGUUCAUAGGAGACAUGUUGUGAGUGUUGUUGUUGUUGUUUGGUGUCGAUCUUUGCGGUUGUGCAUGUGAGUAGUAUAACAGGAUGUUAAUUUAUUUUCUUUCAUUAGCGGAGGUGGGGAAGAGGGGGAGGUUGUUCACAUUCUUUAGCGGACCCCUAAAGCGUCAGAAAGGGUGAGGACCUAAUUGUAAGUGACACUGUGUUCAGAGGAGCAGUUCACUGAGCAAUGUCUUACAUAACGUGUUGGAAAACUUUUUUAUUUGAUGUGUUAGAAACGACUUUUCUGCCAACGAAAAAAAACAGCAAGAACUGGAAGACUGGACUGAAAGCUGUGCUCUUACUGUACAUCCUGAGCUGUGUAUAGCCGUAGUGUACAAACAGGAGUGCCAACCAACAGCUGACAUGAACUAACUAACCACUGGAUAGUAAUUUUUUAGUUGCUCGCACUCAUUCGGAGGAUUCACACCCAGUGCCAUGAUCACCUGUGACGAAUAUUGUUGUUUUUCCCCGCUCCAGGUUCUGUGAGCUGUGUGACCGCGCGUGUGUACUGCAAUAUCUUUAAGGAGACACCCAGCAACUAAUAAUCCCCUCUAGACUUUUAAAGAAAAAGGCCGUCGCACUGCAGCGAGACGCCCAGCUCAAUAAUCCUGUCUCUUUUCAUAGGCUCAUAACUGAAGCUGCCCCCACCUCAGUUCACUGUCGUCCAAAUGCCACAUAUCCCCCCCCCGGACACAUACUGUGUACCCGCUGCGAUUGCAUGUGCAGUGCAGCUCAGAUAACGUGUGAAUGGACUAUACGGACAAUCCAACAAGAGACAAUGUUGUACAAAAACCCAAAGUGGCACCUGUAGAUAAUGUACAAUAUGUUCUUUUUUUAAUUUUGUACCAGCAAAACCGCUGAUAUUUAUAAGUACUGCCUAUUUAUGUACAAAUUGUUCUCCUGUACAUACUCAACAGUCAGUUGAAAUAAAACUCUUUUGCAGUAUAAACGCUCA
This is a messenger RNA of Dicentrarchus labrax (European seabass), 4806 nucleotides long. It is a transcript of the gene tmem170b, whose product is annotated as transmembrane protein 170B. Gene Ontology annotation, cellular component: plasma membrane. The transcript has 3 exons. Gene Ontology annotation, biological process: negative regulation of canonical Wnt signaling pathway. The record is from RefSeq and is a predicted model, not a curated record. Lineage: Eukaryota; Metazoa; Chordata; Actinopteri; Moronidae. Bases 275 to 754 code for a protein of 159 amino acids.